This is a messenger RNA of Cylicocyclus nassatus, 336 nucleotides long. The record is from the annotation of a GenBank genome assembly. NCBI's taxonomy places the organism in Eukaryota, Metazoa, Nematoda, Chromadorea, Rhabditida, Strongylidae.
CUACAACUUCGCAGCUGUGAAGAUUACCAUUUCUUCUACGAACAUGAAUCUAUUAUUGUUCAGCCUGCUGCUGUUUUCUAUUGUUAUAACAAAUGACGCAUUAGGAGGAAACAUUACUUGGCUUGGAAGAUGGAAUAAUUGUGACAAGCAUGAAUGUGACCGAAGAUGUAAAUCUCGCGGAUGGUUGCAUGGAAAAUGUAAAUUCAGAGUGCCGCAAGCGUACAGAGAGUGCAUGUGCAUUGGAAUCCAAGGACAUGGGUUCUGAUGAAACGAGGAGCCAGGGAGAUGAUAAAAGCGGACACAAUUUAUAAAAACCAAAUAAAUCAAGUUCAAACC